Molecule: messenger RNA, 1581 nt
Organism: Poeciliopsis prolifica (blackstripe livebearer)
Lineage: Eukaryota; Metazoa; Chordata; Actinopteri; Cyprinodontiformes; Poeciliidae
Product: pleckstrin homology domain-containing family S member 1-like
Exons: 18
Coding region: 78-1427 (449 amino acids)
Molecular function (GO): protein binding
Source: RefSeq, a predicted model, not a curated record
AUCUGUCUUAACCAGAUUGCUCUUCUGGUUAAGACAGUGCAGCAACUCGGAUCCCUGUACAGGUGGAAUUUAUCAAAAUGCAUAAAAGAGACAGGAGCACAUCAGGAGGUGCAGUGUUUUACAACUCAAUAAGUAAUGCACAAGAAAUCAGGUCUGGAUACUUGCUUAAGUCGCCUCCUCAAUUGCGUUUGAAAUCAGAGUGGAAGAGACGUUUCUUUGUGCUUUACAAAACCUCAGAGAACGACUACCUGCUCAGGUACUACAAAAGUGCAGAGGAGCAAGUCAGCCAGCUCGGAGGCAUCGACCUGACGCAAGUCUCACUGUUAUAUGCGAACCCUGAACACCACCAGAGAUGGCAGUGGGUGCAGAAGAGUUUUAAAUGCUCCCCAUCAUGUGUGGUGUACCUCAGGGCAGCAAACCGGGACUACUUUCUUAUUGGGGAGACCAGCUCGGAGGCGGACGGCUGGUUCACUGACCUGUUUGAAGCCCUGAAAAAUCGCCCUCAUAAAUUUCUCAAAUCAGAGGAAAUCAGCAACGGGCAACCAGUCAUUGAAACAAUUUCAAACCCUAUUCACCGGAGAAAGUUUUCUGCCCCAGAGAUAAAGGUGCCUUUCCUUGCAAAAAAAGAAGAAGAUCAGAAUGAUGCCAGCAAACUCUCGUUGCCGUCUUCACCGGUGAAGGCUAGGUCACUUUCGGACCCUUCCUCCAAUGCUGCAGAAGGGGGCACUGAAGAGCCGGUGGAAGACAAUUCCAGGAGACCAAUCUCUGAGCCUGUCAGUAACAUUUAUGACUAUCCCAAGUCCCGCCGAAAGAGAGAGAGUGUAAAGCGGGCAGGCAGCAUGGAGUCACUGUAUGAAUCGAUGACAGAAUUUAAAAGCAUGCUGAACGCAUCUGAGCCAAAAGAUCGUGAAGUUCAAGUGAUUGGCAACAGCACCCUGAUGAGGUCCAUCACUGACGUCUACAUCAAAUACAAGGCAGAGAAAUCUCCACCUCUGACAGCAAAUGAAGGACCUGCUGAAAAUGGAGAAGACAAACGUCAGUCUUCAGAUUUCAGCACCUGCUCCAGUGGCGCCGUUUCACCUGUUGAUGUAUUGGAGCCGAAUUCGGAAAGACGAGGCUCCAUUGAGAACAGCCUCAGGCCAGACAUGAGGGAGUUCAUGAUGAAUCUGGAUGGUUUGAAGAACGAUCUCACACUGACAGAGGUGGAAGGAAAGCUGAGUGUGUCUGGCUGGACUGGACAGCCGCAGUCCGUCUGCCUCUUCCACAAGGGAGACCGAGUCGUGGCGAUAAAUGACCUCCAAACCGACAGCGUGGAGGAUUUCUACGUGUUUAUCAGCAAGUCGAUGAAGGAUGAGGUGAAAGUGACCGUCCAGCGCCAGCGUGGAUGCCAGCCUCUGCAUUGGUCAAACUCUCCCUGCAGUGACUGAGGCACAGGCUGAUCACUACGGACAAGUUCAAUGAGUUAAAAUGAAGGAUCUCAUCUGUCAAACUCAAGGCCCGGGGGCCAAAUCCAGCCCGCCACAGCUUUUUAUGUGGCCCUCUAGACUCUAAAGUGACACAUAAUAACAGAGGGCUUAAAUA